This is a messenger RNA of Frankliniella occidentalis (western flower thrips), 3885 nucleotides long. RefSeq lists its product as uncharacterized. The coding region runs from base 706 to 2352 and encodes 548 amino acids. The transcript is spliced from 9 exons. Lineage: Eukaryota; Metazoa; Arthropoda; Insecta; Thysanoptera; Thripidae. The record is from RefSeq and is a predicted model, not a curated record.
GUGAGCGGAGGCGGCCGGCGGCGGCGGCCCGCUCGCUCGCCUGCCUUCCCGGCUGACACGCCGCCGCCGAGUAUGCGUCGCGUCGCGUCCAGUUUUGUCGUUUCAAGUUUGCUUGUACGCCGUUGCGUCGGUGACAGCAUUUCCACUGCCGUCUCCUGUCAUCCGUAAAUGGCCUGCUCGUCAUGCCCUCCGGGUAUGACUAGUCCCACCGCCUCCGUGUCCAAAGUUGUUGUUUUCGCCGUGCGCUGUUUUGUUUACUGUGUUUGUGUUUACUGUUGGUGUACACAACGCCUGUCGGCUGUCACGGCCCUUCAAGGCUUUAGCUAUGGGGCCAUAGUUUUGAAUUUCGCAGUCCUUUCGAUACCCGCAAAGCCCCGGCCUGUCCUAACCUGCACUAGUGAUUACUCCGCUACGGACCCUCCCCCCUUUCCACUCAUCAACUUGUGGUUCGUGUACCAUGCGUCGGCCGCUCAGCUGAAGGGAUCGUCACCGGUAAUUUUGUGUUUCACGUUGUAGUGAAAACUGUGCAAGUUGUGAAGUUGUGUGUGUUUGUGUGACCCGGCUUCGGUUUGACGACGACGACGCUAUUCUUGUUGGUGAGUGGUGGCGCCGUCAUAUCGCAGAAGGAGUCCUGGACCAAGGAGAGACCGGCAAAAGCGGACAUGUGAUGCGAAGAGGUGGUGGCCGGCCCCCCGGGUGGGGGCGAUGUCUGGGCCCGAGGACUGUGACUGCCCGGGCCCGCCGCUACCUCCGCCACCGCUCUUCGACCUCCCCCCUCCUCCCCGCCCCCCUUUCUUGCAGGCCGAGCCCUGCUCAGACCAGCCCCUUAAGGACAUCGAAACGUGCGACGCCCUGCCUGUGAGUAACCGGCGGGGGGAUGCAGCAAUCGGUACCGUGGUCGACGCUGAGUACCACAGCUCGCCGGUGCUGCCGUCGGUGGCGGUCAUAGCCCUCUGCUCCGUGCUGCUCCUCGCCAUGGUGUGCCUCGCCACGGCCCUUGUGUGGAAACACAAGCGGAAGAUGCAGAGCUUCCUGCCGUGCAAGACGUCGCCGGCGCCGCGCUGCGAGGCCAACGGCAACACGGUCAUCUACGAGGACCUCACCAACAUGCGGCCCCGCCUGGGGCUCGGCUCGCUAGGGCCCGCCCUGGGGCCACGGCCCAACACCCGCCCCCUGCCCCUACCCCGCCAGGGUGCACCCAUGGAGAUGCUGUCGGUGGACGGGUCGUACCCGCUGGGCAGGCUGCCCGUCGGGCUGCCCGGCCAGCCCGUGUUCCUGAUGGGCAACGGCCGCCACCAGGGCCUGGGGCCCGAGCACGCCGUCGGCCAGGAGGUGGACCUGGACCUGUACAACCCCGUGUACGAGGAGCUGUCGGGGUCGCGGGCCGGCUCCGAGGACGAGGACCUGGACGAGUCUGACUGCGGCGGUGGCCGCGGCCCGGGCCGGGGCCGACGGCGCUCCCUGUCGCGGCCCGCCAGCGAGGACGAGUUCGCCGAGGACGAGCUGAGCGUGGGCGAGGCGGACCGCGCGGGCGCGCCCGACACCCGCCUGGGCGGCUCGCACGGCGCGGCCGCGGCCACGCCCAACGGCGGCGGCGACCUGGCCAGGGACGUGGACUCGUCGGACGCGGACGACCGGAGAGGCAGGUUCCUCACGCAGCGGGUGCCGCGGAGCCACAGCUCCACGUCGGACCCGAGGCGCGGCCGGUCGCUGGACAGGCGGCGUGGCCGGCGCCACCUGCAGCAGCAGCAGCAACAGCUGCAGGCGCUGCAGCAGCAGCUCAAGCAGCAGCAGCAGGUGCAGGCCGGGCGGACGACGGCGGUGGCCGCGGACGGCUCCGACUUCCACGAGGGCCUGCUGCUCGACGCGCUCCUGCAGAUGUACCCCACCCAGGGCGCGGCGGCAGCACACGCCGGGACGCACGGCGCGCGCCAGCAGGGCCGGCCGCCCGCGCGGGGGCCCGGCAGGGGUUCCAGGGGGCCCCAGCGGGGGCAGCAGCAGCAGCAGCCACCCGUACCGGCAGUCGCUCACAGACUGCCUUACCUGCUGCCGCCGCCCGCUCAGCUCGCCCACCAGUCCAACCAGCAGGCGCACCUGUACGAGAGUCCCGGCCUAGUGAACCCGUACGAGUCCGUGCCCGUGCUGGGCCAGCUGCAGCAGCUGCAGCAGAUGCAGCAGAUGCAGCAGCACCUGUCCACGUUCCGGCCCAGCGCCAGCCACGACUCGGACUCGGGCUACAGCAACAACACUUCGGGCGGCCGCGGCUCCGGCUCCGGGCACAGCUCCGGUCGCAGCCGCGCCGACCCGCACUCGCGCCUGUCCGCGCUCUCGGACGACAUGGUGCUGUCCUAGUCACUCUGACCCGACCCGACCCAACGGCGACCUCGCCCCGAUUGAUGGAUGAUGAUGAUGAUUCCUCGGAUCUACUCGAAGGCCAAAUCAUGUCAAUACUUAAGCACGCACCAAGUCCUGUCUUGUGUAAUUUUUUCUGUUCUGGAUAAUUUUAAUUCUGAUAAACAUUGAUAACAUUGCUGACAAUGUGCUACAAUUAAAUCAACCAGGAAAUUUGAAAAUCAAAUUUGGUGCUCAACUUUCCUCGUUAAUUUAGUUAUCUUGUCACAAGUAAAUUUUUUGUUUCUAUUUUACUUCCUAUAAGUGGUUUAACCAAAUGGGUAAACACAUUCCACAUUCCUAUAGAUCAUGAUAAGCAUUACAACCAACUUGGUCGCAACUUGAUAGCCAGACUGAUGGCUGAUAGCUUUAUUGCGGCAUGUUUAGGAAUUGGCUCAGCACCAACCAGGCGAUACAAAUUGACUUAAGUUUUGCUGUGUUUUGGCAUUUCAUAUUGAGGAAGUGUGAUGAACUCGAGACCAAAGAAAGAUGUUUGUGAGGCAGGUGUGAUUGGUGUUGUAUAGUAACGUCUUGCAAUGAUUUUUGUAUAUUUUUGUGCAACUUGGAAGUUGGCGCUGCGAAGUCUGUGAUCUCUUUUACCUUUUCUUGGGGUGGGGCACCACUGCUCACUGCUUGAGGAGUGACAUAUUUCCGUCAUACACGUGGUAAUUUCUUUGCAAAUCCUAUUUUCUUCCUGUUUUCAUUUCACUCUUAAAUGAGGGUACUUUUGUGCUCAGUUUCUAGUUUUAGUGAUAGAGCGCAUAUCACAUGGUAUGCAAAACUUUGUUGUUACCACUUCCCAAACUUAAAUUUUGCGAAUUUUUUUAUUUUAUCGUUAUUUAUGUUCAAUUGUUUUCAAGAUUUAUCGAAAUAUCUCAACGAUGUUUGAGAAUGAUACAAUAUCAGUACAACAUAGAAAUCUUCAUUUCUAAAGAAACUUGAAAGAUCAAUACUUUGGAGUGGGACAAAAUAGAUUCCUUGAUUUGUUUCUCAAUUCGUACUUUUUCCAUGUCUGACAAUGUUCAUGCUUUGGUUACCAUACUUGACUGACUUAUUUAUUACUCAAAUAACUUCAAUAUUAAUUGAUCUUUGAUGGUUUUCAUGACAGUAUUGUGUGCAGUAUUUAUUUUGUGAAAUGUGAGCUACUAUGGCAUGAAUGGUUUGUUUCCCACUCGAUAAUUUCCUUCAAUUACCUUUAUUUUGUCAAUUUUUUACUCUGUGUCUGUUAGUAAUGUGUCCUAUCACACUCAGUGAAAUAUUGAGUGUUUGUUAAAUGUACAUACUUUGCGAAACGUUUGUAAUGGAUUAUUGUACAUAAAACCAUACAGAUAUUUUAUUUGUAAAGUCUCGUAUUCUAACAAUACUUUCAAAAGUAUCCGAGCUAGUCCUUAAUUGAUUUAUCUUAAGCACUUGCUAAGAAUUGGUUUAAGUUAAACAUUUGAUAAAAUAUUCCUUCACCUAAAUAAAAAUUUCAUAUAAACAAAAUAUCAGUGA